AUGUAUAAUUACAGUUCAGAGGAAAGGAAAGCCCUGGUUGAACUUGUUAGCUAUGUUAAAAGCAUUGGAUCCAUGAUGCAGCAAUGUGAUACAUUGGUGGCUGAUGCUUUAUGGGAAACAAUACAUGCAGAGGUCCAGGAUUUUGUCCAGAAUACAUUGGCUACUAUGUUGAGGACUACCUUUCAGAAGAAGAAGGAUCUCUCUAGGAUUCUUUCUGAUAUGCGGACCCUUUCAGCAGAUUGGAUGGCAAACACAAGCAAGUCUGAAUCUGAGAUGCAUUCUCUGCAGCAUGGAGGGGAAGAAAGCAAAGGAAAUGUAUUUUUCCCUAGGCCUGUUGCACCAACUGCUUCUCAGGUUUCUUUUCUCUCACUUUUAAUUAAUGUUUCUAUUUUUGUGUGUUUUAAUUCUUUGAUGUUAGCUCAGUUUCUAUUAUCAAAAUAAUUGUAAAAACUUAUGUUUGAGAUGAAUUGGACUAAAGGAAACACUUUAUGAUGAAUUGGUUCAAAUUUUUUCACUUAACUAUUAGGGCAAUAUCUUUGUACACCUUCUUCUGUUUGUAUUAUUCUUGUCAGUAAUAAUACAAGUUGUGGUCCUUUGU
Molecule: messenger RNA, 598 nt
Organism: Humulus lupulus (European hop)
Lineage: Eukaryota; Viridiplantae; Streptophyta; Magnoliopsida; Rosales; Cannabaceae
Product: protein PIR-like
Exons: 2
Coding region: 1-441 (146 amino acids)
Biological process (GO): regulation of translation; regulation of actin filament polymerization; cell morphogenesis
Cellular component (GO): SCAR complex
Molecular function (GO): RNA 7-methylguanosine cap binding; small GTPase binding
Source: RefSeq, a predicted model, not a curated record